UACGUGUUUCCGGUUCCGGUUUCUAAGUCUGUUUUGUUUGGAUGAGAAAUUUGUCAACAAACUUGUAGUAAGUGCUAAUAGGUGUGCACAUUUAUACUCCAUCGGUGUGCAUUAUGUCUGGACAUGGACACAGUCAUGGUCAUUGUGAGCAUGAAGCACAAGAGCAGCCGUCAGAUUUAGGCGUUGAAUACAGCUUAUACACAAAAAUUGACACUGAUAAUGUGCAGUGUUUAAAUGAGGUUGUUGAAGGAUCUGGUAAAUUAGUAUUCAAACCGUGGGAGAAGCGCUUAGAAACUGAUCAGUUUGUUGAAAGUGAUGUGGAUGAGGAGCUGCUGUUUAAUGUCCCAUUUACAGGCAUUGUAAAAUUGAAGGGAAUAAUUGUUGUUGGUGGUGAAAAUGAUUCACACCCAUCAAAAAUGAAACUGUUUAAAAAUAGGCCUCAUAUAAAUUUUGAUGAUGUUUCCCAUGAAGCUGAUGAAGAAUUUGAGAUGACACCUGAUCAUACUGGGACAUUAGAAUAUCCUAUAAAGUAUGAUUCAAUGUUUAUUUUCUUUAUGUGUUGUCAGUUUAAACACCAAUACUGGUUCAUGUAUUGGAACUAUAUGUGAUUAUCUUUGAAAAUGAAACAAGAUAAAUUCCCUUGCAGUGCUGUUCCACUACAGGGAGCCUCAUUUAUAACACAGUUUUUCAAUUUCUUAGGUACAUCAUGUUAUUUUAUAUGACUUUAGUGAAUAACCAAAUGCAUAAAAAUGAGAGAUAAUGAACUUUAUGGACAUUUAUUAUUGAAUCUUCUUUGUACCUUUAGUAAUUUUUUUUUAGAAUUCCUGAAAGUUUUAAAUGAAAAUUCACUAAAAAUUUUCUGUCUAGGCUAUUAGGAUAGUGAAAAAUACCUUUUCAUUAUUAUUCUUAUCUUCUUCCAUACUGUUCUCAGUAUUCUAAAUACAGGCUAUUUGAGGCAGGCAUAACGCAUAAAUUUUGCAACCUACAGUAAGCAUAUCUUAAGAAGAAGAUAAUGUAUUUCAGGGAGAGAGUCUGAUCCAUGACUUACAUGUUAAAUAAUUUAUCAAGUAAAAUUAUAAAGGUAUGAUGAAAUUGAAAAGCAACAAAAAAUAAAUUUAAUAAUAGCAUAUAAUAUUGAUUGCAGUGAACCCUUAAUUCAGUUUUUCCUAAAACUUAUAUUCGCUUUUGGUAAAUGUAACUUUUUGUGGUCCAUCAGUUAAUUUUUACACUUAUCGGAAACCAAUCUUUUGCUUUCUUGAAGAUUGUUGUAGUGGGGUUUGAUUAUGUCAAAAAAA
Stegodyphus dumicola is the source of this 1295-nucleotide messenger RNA. Its product is annotated as PITH domain-containing protein GA19395. Gene Ontology annotation, cellular component: nucleus. Lineage: Eukaryota; Metazoa; Arthropoda; Arachnida; Araneae; Eresidae. The record is from RefSeq and is a predicted model, not a curated record.